Molecule: messenger RNA, 2068 nt
Organism: Mizuhopecten yessoensis (Yesso scallop)
Lineage: Eukaryota; Metazoa; Mollusca; Bivalvia; Pectinida; Pectinidae
Exons: 12
Coding region: 130-1941 (603 amino acids)
Molecular function (GO): protein binding
Source: RefSeq, a predicted model, not a curated record
AUGACGUCAUGUGACUUCUACCGUAGUAACAAUAUAUCAGACAUCAUCCUGUUCGCCGAUAAGUGAUCCUGUACAUUCCCACACCGUAGUAUCUCGUGAAGUCGACGCGAGGUUGUACCCCAGGCGAAAAUGGAUGUCCUGCCCUUCCUACUCGUCGAGGAGGCCAUCAAGAAAAACAAAGCUUCUGUGAAGUUACAGGAAUAUGUUGCCCUGAUGGUAUGGGAGCGAGCACGUGUGGAGCAGACCUACAUCAAGAACCUCAAUGGGUGGGCGGACAAAAUAGUAAAGGAGGGCAAAGAUUUCCGGGACAAUGAGGUGUUCCAGAUGAUAGCCGACAUUUUGCCCGGAGAGGCUGAACUGACCGCCGCUGCCCAUCAGCGCGUGUACAACCAAAUCUUAGAGGACAGUGGGCCUUACAACAUCCUAUAUAGGGACAUGGGAUUGACGGAAGGAAUCUUCCAUCGGAACUGCCGAGGGGUCGCGGGUAUCGAGGAAGACUUCGUCAAGGACAACAGGAAUAGGGUUAAUUUGGAGUCGGUGCAUUCCCAUAGGAAGAAGGCAAUGCAGGAUUGUAAGGUAAAAUUGGACCUGCUCGAGUCACAGAUGACCUCCAGAAGUCGUCUGGCCACUAGACGGUCAUCGAAGGGGCGCCGAGUGGACAGUCUGAUGAACAAGAUGAUAGACCAGAAGCGCAAGCAUGACUUGGAAGAGGAGGGGUCAGAGGUAGCAGAACGGGAACUCGAGUCACUUUGUCAAGGCAAAAAAAUGACACUUCUAGAAAUGUUGAAGGAUUUAAAUGUGUUGGAAAAAGAUAGAGUUCGGCUAAUGUUUGCACAGCUUAUAGAAUUCAUGACCAGACUUCGUCAUAUCGAGAUGCCGGAAGAGAGCGCCACUAGACGGCGCGCGAUGGAUGACAUGCUGAAGGCGCUGUCUAACGUGGAUGCGCUCAGUGUGGCCGACGCCGCCUGGCAGAAGAUGGAGCGAGCUGCAAAGGCCCGCAAAGUUGGGACCGUCUUUUCCCUACAGGAUCUGAUAACCCCGAGUGCGAUUCCUGGCAAUGUUCGGCCAUCAAUGGCCCCGUCUCUCGUGCGGACGUCACCCUCCGGGACCCCUGGUAUUGUCUUGCCCCCCGCCGGUGGAACACCAAUUCCUCCUAGUGAUGCUAGAGAACGGAAGAGCAGCAGGCCAUUUGGCGGAAGGAUUCGCCCUCGAGAUCGCGAUACACGGAGAAAUCCCCCCAGGAGCAACAAAAGUCCAGUAACAUUCACAAGUGUGCACGUGUUUGAGCCACCGACCAGUUCGUCGUCAGAAGAGUCAGUGACCAGGGUGAUGGAACUGGCAAAGCGGCAUCAGCAUCGUCAAGAGGAGGAACCAGAACGUGUGAUUCUGUUUACCAGGCCUGAUAUCUCGGACACUUCGGUGAGAUCAGACGACAUAGAGACGAUCUACCUGCCCGAAGAAGACAUCCCGGCCUACCGACCACCCGCUCCAUUCCCUCCCCGUCCAUUUUGUCCUAGUCUGUCUGAUGACGACGAGGACAGAGACGACGAUUUUGUUGACGAACCUAUCAUUGAGGCCCAUGCCGCCACCAGGUUUGGAUUUGAUGCCAGCAAUGUCCGGUUGUAUGCUAAACCCUUAGACAGUGAGCCAGAGGAGGAGGAGGAGGAGAAGGAAGGGGACAGCGAUAAUAUUGCUUUGAUGCGUGGAGUCCGAGUGAUAGCCCUCCAUCCGUACAGCGCGCGCACGACGGAUCAACUAUCCUUCAAACAAAAUCAAGUAAUCAAGCAGAAGUUUGGUGCAAACGACGAAGGUUUUGCAUAUGGCUGGACAAAGGAAACAAAGCUGAGUCAGAAACAGCAUGGCUAUUACCCACAGGCAUUGGUCAAACUGAUGGUCCCACAGCCGGGGCGGUCGAACAAACGGUCUGAGAAGGGGAGCUAAGGUCAAACUAUAUACUUAUAUGGAGUGACUGGAACACCACAACAUCUGCAUUUAGUCUUUUUAUCGAUCUUGUAAUGAUUAACCAUCAAAAUGUGUAUUAAAGAUUGUAAUAAAACGUGAAACUAUA